Molecule: messenger RNA, 3695 nt
Organism: Amaranthus tricolor (Joseph's coat)
Lineage: Eukaryota; Viridiplantae; Streptophyta; Magnoliopsida; Caryophyllales; Amaranthaceae
Product: kinesin-like protein KIN-5D
Exons: 23
Coding region: 229-3432 (1067 amino acids)
Biological process (GO): microtubule-based movement
Molecular function (GO): plus-end-directed microtubule motor activity; ATP binding; microtubule binding
Source: RefSeq, a predicted model, not a curated record
AUAAAAUAAAAUAAUAAAAAAUCACCAACUCAUCUUCUUUAAUCUUCCUCUCUGUUUAUCUAACACUCCGAAGACUCAUUACAUUCAUCAUUUUAUUUUCUUUGAAUAUUUUUUUAUUUUUUCGAGCAUUUUUGAAAUCUUCUUCAACAAUUUUCCUUCCACUUUUUAAUUUGCCGGCCAUUUUCAAUCAGGGUUUUGAGUUAUUGUUGGUGAAGUAAAAUACUUGCAAUGGAGAGCAGAAGAAGAGGUGGUGGUGGCGGGGGCGGAGGUGGUGUAGGAGGAGAGAUUAAUACAGUUUCUCCGGCACGUACGCCAAAAUCAAUGGAUAAAUCAACGAGAGAUCUACGGUCGGAUAAUUCUAAUUCAUUCAAAAGUGAUAGAGAGAAAGGUGUGAACGUUCAAGUUAUAGUAAGAUGCAGGCCUUUGAAUGAAGAUGAGAAGAGGUUGCAGACACCAGUGGUGAUUACCUGUAAUGAGAUUAGAAGAGAGGUAUCUGCUGCUCAAAUUAUAGCUAAUAAGCAGAUUGAUAGGACAUUUACUUUUGACAAGGUUUUUGGUCCGACAUCGAAGCAAAAAGAUUUGUUUGAUCAUGCUGUAUCUCCAAUCGUUAAUGAAGUGUUGGAGGGGUAUAAUUGCACUAUCUUUGCUUAUGGUCAGACUGGUACUGGAAAGACGUAUACUAUGGAGGGAGGAGCUAGAAAAAAGAAUGGGGAGUUUCCAAGCGAUGCAGGGGUCAUUCCAAGGUCAGUUCGUCGAAUUUUUAAUAUAUUGGAAGACCAACAAGCUGAGUAUAGUAUGAAAGUUUCCUUCUUGGAGUUGUACAAUGAAGAUUUAACUGAUCUUUUAGCUCCUGAGGAAUGCUCAAAGUUCAUUGAUGAUAAGUCCAAGAAGCCAUUGGCGCUUAUGGAAGAUGGUAAAGGAGGUGUGUUUGUUCGGGGUUUGGAGGAGGAAAUAGUGACUACUGCAGAUGAAAUUUACAAAAUUCUUGAGAAGGGUUCAGCAAAAAGGCGUACAGCUGAAACACUGCUUAACAAACAAAGUAGUCGCUCGCACUCUAUAUUUUCAAUUACCAUUCACAUCAAAGAGUUUACCCCAGAGGGUGAGGAAAUGAUCAAAUGUGGAAAGCUUAACCUAGUUGAUCUUGCUGGUUCUGAGAAUAUCUCUCGCUCUGGUGCUAGGGAGGGCCGAGCUAGAGAAGCUGGGGAGAUUAACAAAAGCUUACUUACACUCGGUCGGUGCAUCAAUGCUUUAGUUGAACACUCUGGACAUGUUCCAUUUAGAGAUAGCAAAUUGACAAGAUUAUUGAGAGAUUCCUUGGGGGGGAAAACAAAGACAUGUAUUAUAGCCACUAUAGCUCCAUCAGUUCCUUGUCUUGAGGAGACUCUGAGCACCUUGGACUAUGCUUUCCGAGCAAAAAAUAUCAAGAAUAAACCGGAGAUUAACCAAAAGAUGAUGAAGUCUGCACUGAUGAAAGAUUUGUACUAUGAAAUUGAACGGCUUAAGCAAGAGGUGUAUGCGGCUAGAGAGAAGAAUGGAAUUUAUAUACCACGUGAUCGUUAUCUUCAAGAUGAAGCAGAAAAGAAGGCAUUGACUGAAAAAGUAGAAAAGAUGGACCUAGAUAUGGAAGCUAAAGACAAGCAAUUGGCAGAACUUCAGGAACUCUAUAAUGCUCAACAACAGUUGACUGCAGAGUUGAGUAAUAAACUAGGAUUGACUCGGACAAAGCUCGAGGAAACUGAGCAUGCCUUAUCUGAUCUUGAAGAGAAGCAUAGGCAAGCAAAUGCAACUAUCAAAAAGAAAGAUUUUAUAAUAACAAAUCUUCUCCGUUCAGAGAAAUCCCUUGUUGAUAGGGCAAUUGACCUACGGACAGAACUGGAAAAUGCUGCAUCAGAUAUCUCUAGUUUGUACGCAAAGAUUGAGCGCAAGGACAAAAUUGAGGAUGGAAAUAGGACCCUUGUGCAGAAGUUCCAGUCACAGUUGACACAACAGCUUCAAGUGCUGCAUAAAACUGUUAAUUCAUCGGUCACCCAGCAAGAGCAGCAACUGAAAGAUAUGGAAGAUGAUAUGCAAUCCUUUGUAUCAACCAAAGCAGAGGCUGCUGAAGAAUUAAAGAAACGUCUAGAAAAGUUGAAAACCAUGUAUGGCUCUGGCAUCAAAGCAUUGGAUGGUUUAGCAGGAGAACUUGAAGGAAACUCUGAGUUGACAUUUGCAGAAUUGAAUUCAGAAGUAUGUAAACAUUCGUCAGCCAUUGAAGAGCAUUUCAACCGAUUCGCUCAUGAAGCUGAUGUGUUGCUAAAUGGGCUUCAAAGUGGUCUUAAUGAUCAAGAAGAGAAGUUAAUGGCGUAUGCUGUGAAGCAGCGUGAGGCGCAUUCGAGAACUGUGGAGACCACUCGUUUGAUAUCUAAGGUUACAUUGAAUUUCUUCAACACCUUGGAUGCACAUGCAUCGAAAUUGACUUGUAUAGUGGAAGAAGCACAAAUUGUAAACGAGCAAAAGUUGUCUGAUUUGGAGAGAACGUUUGAGGAGUGUGCUGCAAAAGAAGAGAAACAAUUGUUAGAGAAAGUGGCUGAACUACUUGCAGCCUCGAAUGCUAGGAAAAAGGAACUGGUUCAAACAGCAGUCACUGGUCUUAGAGAAAGUGCAAUCUCCAGGACUAGUCAAUUUCAGCAAGAAAUGUCAACUAUGCGAAAAGAUACUGAAACUGUGAAGGACAACUGGACUGUUUAUGUCGAAAAAACCGAGUCCCAAUAUCUUGAGGACACCUCUGCUGUAGAAAUUGGAAAGAAGGACCUUGAAGAAGUCUUGCAUAGCUGUUUGGAGAAGGCAAAGAUGGGAGCCCAACAAUGGAAGGAUGCGCAACAAUCGUUGCUAAGCCUUGAAAAGAGCAAUAUUUCUUCGGUCGAUGAAAUUGUCAAAGGAGGAACAGAAGCCAAUCAAAUACUUCGAACUAAGUUAUCUUCUUCUGCAUCAUCUACAUUAAAAGAUGUAGAUGGAACCAACAAGGAUCUCCUUACUUCGGUUGAUCAUUCUUUGCAACUGGACCAUAAUGCGCGUGAAAAUCUCGACUCUAUUAUUGCUCCUUGUUGUGAAGACAUAAGAGAACUAAAGAGUGGCCAUUACCAUAAGAUAGUUGAGAUCACUGAUCAUGCAGGAAAAUGUCUUCUGACCGAAUACAGGGUAGAUGAGCCAACUUGCUCAACUCCGAAGAAGCGACCUAUCAACCUUCCUAGUGUGGCAUCAAUAGAAGAACUACGAACGCCUGCCUUUGAAGAGUUGUUAAGGUCCUUUUGGGACACGAAGUCUGGUAAACACGCAAAUGGUGACGUGAAACAUUACACGGGGCAAAAUGAGGGUGCUCAGUCUAUAAGAGACGCAAGGCUCCCCCUUACGGAACUAUGCCUAUGCCAUGUACAGCAUGUAUAUGAAUCAUGAAACUUCUAUUUUAUUCAUUCGUUCAUUGUUUGUUGGGUUAAUCUCAUUGUGUGAUUCGGAAACACGAUUUGGAAAGUAAAAUUUUCAGGAAACUCUGUUGGUGGAUAUUUCUGUUGAAGUACCAACAUGUUCUUUAGUGAGUUUAUGCCAAUUUAGGAUAAUACUCCUAAAUUGGAAGUGAAAGAGGGGGUUCGACCCCAACAAUGGCAAAAGAAAAAAAUGUAAAAGAUGAUGAAAAAUCGAAUGUAACAAAAGAAACAAAA